AUGGCAAACAUCCCAACCUACGUGUUGGGCGUAGGUUUGACCAAGUUCAUCAAGCCCAGGGGCCAGGUCGAAUACCCCGAACUAGGCUACGAGGCAGGCGUGAAGGCCUUGUUGGACGCCCAAAUCACCUACGACGAUGUGGAAACGGGCAUCGCAUGCUAUUGCUACGGGGAUUCGACCUCCGGACAGCGCGUCUUCUAUCAGUUCGGAAUGACGGAGAUUCCCAUCUACAAUGUCAACAACAACUGCUCCACCGGUUCGACAGGGCUCCAGCUGGCGAGGACUCUCAUCAAGAACGGUGCCGCAGAUUGUAUCCUGGUGAUUGGGUUCGAGAAGAUGAAGCCGGGAAUGCUCCGGAGUAAUUGGCCAGACAGACCAAGUCCUGUAGGAUUGGUGAAGAAGAUGACGGAGGUUACGGCAGGACUGGUGGACGCGCCGCCAAACGCUCAGUACUUUGGAAAUGCAGGAAGAGAGUACAUGGCCAAGUACGGCGCCCAAGCCUCGGAUUUCGCCGAGAUUGCUCGAGUGAAUCACGAGCAUUCUCAGCGCAACCCGUACUCCCAGUUCCGAGAGGUGUACAGCGUGCAAGAAGUGCUGGAUUCACCGAUGAUCUAUGCGCCCCUGACGAAGCUCCAAUGCUGCCCGACCAGUGACGGAGGAGGGGCCGCAGUCGUCGUUUCGCAGAGAUUUCUAGACUCGCGACCCCAUCUGAAAGACCAGGCCAUCCUGAUUGCCGGGCAACAGCUCACGACGGAUUCCCCACAGUUGUAUUCCCGCAGUGCCAUGGACCUGGUCGGGUUCGACAUGACGAAGCGGGCGGCGCAGGCGGCGCUCGCCGAAGCCGGCGUCCAAGCGAACCAGGUCAAGGUGUGCGAGCUGCACGAUUGCUUCUCGGCGAACGAACUCAUCACGCUGGACGCCCUGGGCCUCUCGGAGCCAGGGAAGGCUCACGAACUGGUCCGCAGUGGUGGCAUCACCUACGGCGGCCAGGUCGUGGUCAAUCCGUCCGGUGGGUUGAUCUCCAAGGGUCAUCCGCUUGGAGCCACCGGUCUCGCCCAGUGCGCCGAGCUGGUGUGGCAGUUGCGCGGCUGGGCUAACAAUCGUCUGGUCCAAGGCACAUCUGUUGCCCUGCAGCACAAUCUGGGCCUGGGAGGCGCCGCCGUCGUCACUGUGUACAAGCGGGCUGAUGGCAAGACUAAUUCCCCGGUGAGCAGCACCGACGUGGCUCGCAUUUCCGCCGCGGGCUACAAUCCGGCCGUCGAGGCAAGGGGUGUUACGGAAGCCGACGCCGCCAAAGUCCGAAGUAAGACCAAGAGAAGUGCCUGGGCCUUGGAUGAUGUGCAGGAGAGAAUAAAUGCGAGGCUGUAG
This is a messenger RNA of Capronia epimyces CBS 606.96, 1368 nucleotides long. RefSeq names its product sterol carrier protein 2. The transcript has 2 exons. The record is from RefSeq and is a predicted model, not a curated record. NCBI's taxonomy places the organism in Eukaryota, Fungi, Ascomycota, Eurotiomycetes, Chaetothyriales, Herpotrichiellaceae. Gene Ontology annotation, molecular function: acyltransferase activity, transferring groups other than amino-acyl groups. The coding region runs from base 1 to 1368 and encodes 455 amino acids.